This is a messenger RNA of Trifolium pratense (red clover), 1416 nucleotides long. RefSeq lists its product as uncharacterized. The record is from RefSeq and is a predicted model, not a curated record. Gene Ontology annotation, molecular function: protein tyrosine/serine/threonine phosphatase activity. The transcript is spliced from 2 exons. Bases 136 to 867 code for a protein of 243 amino acids. Lineage: Eukaryota; Viridiplantae; Streptophyta; Magnoliopsida; Fabales; Fabaceae. Gene Ontology annotation, biological process: protein dephosphorylation.
CACUACAUAGCAAAGACUAUUUCUCCGAUCUCUUUUCUAAGUUUCUUGUUCUGUGCCGUUUUUCAGUUUCAUCAUCAUCAAUUUCAAAACCCUUUAUGUUACAGUAAACUCAUUCUCCAAUCUCAAUCCCAAAAAAUGGGUGUAGGAAUAUCAGUGUUAAUAGCACUAAAAGCAACAACACUAUUACUCAUUUUCGCAUACCUAAAAAAACUAGGGUUCAUCAUUUUAUCUUUUCCAUUCCUCUAUUCAUCCUUAAUCUCAUUCCUAGUUUCAAUCGCAUCACAUCCAUCAAUCGAUCUUCCAUUACUUCUAGGAAAAACCUCCGAUGGAUCAUUCCCAAUUCUAUCACUCAUAAUUUUCAGUCCUUAUCUUUACUUCGUUCGAAUUUUCUCUGCAAUUCGAAGGCAAAAAAGUGGUGAACCACCUUAUACGAAAGUUUACGACGGACUUUACGUUGGUGGUUGGCCUUCUUCGCCGGAAAAGAUGCCGCCGGGUGAUCCUGCUAUUAUUGAUUGUACUUGUGAGUUUCCGAGGUUGAAAGGUUUUAAUGGUGGGUUACCUUAUAUGUGUGUUCCUACUUGGGAUACUAGAUCGCCUCAACCUGGUGAUAUUGAACGUGCUGUUAAAUGGGCUUGUCGAAAAAGGGAUCUUAAUACACCCAUUUUUGUUCAUUGUGCUUAUGGUCACGGAAGAAGUGUUGCUGUUAUGUGUGCACUGUUAGUGGCACUAGGUAUCUCAGAGGAUUGGAAGAAUGCUGAAAAGCUGAUAAAACAAAAACGUCCUUACAUUCGCAUGAAUGCUCUCCAUCGCAAGGCACUUGAAGAAUGGUCUGCAAACCGAUUGUCUUUGCCAAAGCCAAAGAAGUGAAGAAAUGGGUGUGGAUUCAUCGACUAAAUCUGAUUUGUUCUGUCAAACACAGUUUGAUGGUUUUAUAGACAGUACCAAUUAGAAAAAAAAUGCUUAAAAUAGAUUCUCCAUGCGCCUUUAAUUUAUCAGCAUUCUUGUUUUCGAAUUAAUCUAGAACUAUUAUCUGGCUACUAAUUGCUCUAUAAUUGGCUUCUCCUGCUCGAACAUGUUAGUGGAAACUGAUCCGUUAGAACAAUGGGAUGCUCAUAUUAUGAAAGCUGGAACACCAGUGGAGAUCAUUUCAUUGUGUAAUGCCUGUGGAUAAUGAUUACAACUGUAGUUUGUUGCCAACUUAUGAUUUAUGUCGAUUGUUAAACUGUCUGACUCAAAGCUCGAGUUUAGCUUAAGGUUUGUUAUUGUUUAUUUAUUAUGAGAUUGCUUAUGACACAAUGGAAAAACGCCUGCAGGGCUGCAUGAUAGAGUAACUUUUAUUGUUGUAAUAUUGUUGUAUGAUAGAUAGUUCGAAAAUAAUUGGACUGUAUCUAAUUGUAGUGAUUACUCUUUCUUGUA